CCAGCAGUAGACGGGUGGCAUCGCAGGGUAAAGGUGCGCUGCGAGGCGCAAGGAAGGCGGGCGAGCGAACUUGCCAGCCAGCAUCUCUUGCGAGGGGCGGCUUCGAGGGGCUUCUCGCUGCUAUCGGGGGCCCAGCAAAGAUCUCCCUGAAAAAAAAAUCAGUCAACCGGUAGGCAAGACCAGCGUCCGCCACGGUCGAAGCCCGUAGGAGGGAGACCACAAACAGCAUGGCCUUUAGCCGAAAGAACUGGUCCGCGCUGUCCAGCCUGGCUCAGCAAUGGUCUGUUGAGGAUGAGGAGGAGCAGGAGAGAGAGCGCAGGCGGAGACAUAGGCAACUGAAUCCCACCUCUGAGGCAAAGGAGGAGGAGUCCUCCAGCACAGUACAGAAUGUGACCAGUCAAAUGUCAAACAGGUUUGAUAAUUCCUUAGAGGCAAAGCUGCUUGACUUGGAAAAUUCAGCACUGAAAAAUGUGAAGGCUCAAGCAGAUACAGUAGAUAAACUGGAAGGCAGAAGAGUAAGGAGGAGAGCAGAGUUUUUAAAUAACAUAAAAGAAGAGAAGAAAACACCAGUGAACAUCAAGAAAUUUGAAAAGGAACCUGCUAAAGAGAAACAUCCAUCUCCUCCAGAACCAUCCAAAGAAGAGGUGACAGCAGGAAAAAGUGAAACCCUAAUUCAGCAAAAGGACCUCAUAGAAGGAAACCAUCAAAUCCAGAGUCAGAAAAAAGAGGAGGUCACACUGGAGAAACAUGAAGCCUUGAACCAUAAGGAGGACCUCAAAACAAACAUAGAUGAGGUCUUUACUGAGGGGCAGAAGGCUCCAAAUGUAUGUGAAUCUCAGAGACUGGCAGUGGCCCAGAAUGAGGUGGCUUCCCAGCAGCCUCAACGAGCUUCUUGGGAACGUAGAAGCAUCAGCCGGCUUGAGGUGAAAAUUCAGCCAAGAACAAGAAAGUUGACUGAUCCUGCUGCAGCCCCACCUGCUUCCGAGGCACCCCAGGCCACAGAAAAAGCUAUUCCCAAACCAAAUGCUAAAACUGUAAGGUCUCCCUCUGGUCGAGAAGGGUUUGAUGCUCCUGCACUAAUUUCUGAACCCCGGAUUACCUAUAGUAGCUCAUUCAACCGGAUCAGUCCAAGAACAAUCUCAUUCCGGGUUGUUCCCAAGAAAGAAAGACAAGUAGAUACAUUUAGCAGAAGUGCCAGUAUGAGGCUUCCAGCAAACACAGCUACACUUGAGGAGAAGCUAGAGAAAUAUACGUCAGCUGUCCAGAGGGCAGGGUCCAUGAAAGUGCCUCCAUCUGUUCGGAGAAACUUCCAACCAGCUUCAGAGGGUGUGGCCAGCAAGCGUAGCAUCUUUGAAGCCACUGUUCCUGUCCAGAGCGAGCCCCCCACUCUUGUCCGUAAGGAAAGUUUGAGGAACCCAGGGGGAGUUUCGUCCCGUAUUAAUCUCUGGAUAAGUCGAACUCAGGAACCCAGCAAGAAUGAAGGAGCCAAGGACAUUCAGAGAACUGGGAACACCAUACAAGAGAGUUAGUGGGGAAACUGAUCUGAUGGUUUGUGAAGGAAAUCCAAGAUGUAACUAGACAAGCUACUCUCAGGAAAACUUACCUCCAUUGAAAUAAAAGGCAUGGACCACUUGGAAUUCUAUUAUAUUCUUCAGUUUAAUGCUCUACUCUUCUAUAGGACCAGCUGUCUGGCAAAGAAUAUCUAUCAGUCAACAUGCCUACAGUGCCUUUUAUUGGAUGGGGGCUCUUGGUGACUUAAAACACAUGCUUUUGAUUUGAUGGAUGGGAAAGUUGACUUAUGACAGAAAAAGACUAUAUUUCUAUAAUUCAUUUUUUAUCUCUUUAUCCUGCUGUAUUGCCCGUCAUCAUCCAAAAUUAAGUUAAAUCUUAAGUUCUAUCAGCAAAUAUGAAAUAAAUAUGGCUUCUUUACUGGAUUAUGUUUCAGCUAUGUUUCCACCAUGAUGAAUACUUUAAGUUUGCACCAAGCAAUAACAAUUGUUGCAUUAAUGUAGCUUUGCCUAUUUUCACUGAUCUUAUUGCUAUCUUAUGAUGUUCUUAGAAUAAAAGGGCAGUUUUAAUGGGAAAAACUGUGCUUAACUCUAAACUGAUCAGAGCCAUGAAGAGGUAUAAAGCAGAGACCUACCUGAAUACUGGAAGUAGAGUGAUAGGCCAUCUACAGUAUGUGUUGUGGGAAAGAGAAGGGUGCAGAGUCCCUGAAUAUAGGGAUGAACUUGUUCUGCAGAAGCCUCCAUGAAAAAAGUAAUGUCCCUCCCUCCCUGAAAAAUUGCCAAGGAGUGUCUUUUGUAUAGUAAAAAUGCAUUCUAUAUUUAAAGAAUAUUUUUUAUAAUGCAUACUUCUAUUUCAGCUCAGCCCUAGCCAUUACUGAGACUCACUAAAACUAAUAGAAAAAUUAUGUUGUUUUCAUCAGGACUUGCCAAUAAUAUACAUCUAUUUAGGUCUACUGCAUUCAAGAGGUCUUAUCCCCAGGUAAAUGUACAGUGGAUUGCAACUAAUGUCAUGGCUAAUUUUAGCUGAAUCAGGGCUGUGGAUUGGCACCUGUCCUGCCUACUAGCACAUCAUAAUUAAACGACUUAGAAGUCAAAUUACACACACACAUGCGCUACAUAAAUUCAGAAGUGGGGGACUGAAUUUGACUUUCACUGUAUUUCAU
Molecule: messenger RNA, 2671 nt
Organism: Candoia aspera
Lineage: Eukaryota; Metazoa; Chordata; Lepidosauria; Squamata; Candoiidae
Gene: LAD1
Product: ladinin 1
Exons: 10
Coding region: 228-1529 (433 amino acids)
Molecular function (GO): structural molecule activity
Source: RefSeq, a predicted model, not a curated record